Molecule: messenger RNA, 2462 nt
Organism: Propithecus coquereli (Coquerel's sifaka)
Lineage: Eukaryota; Metazoa; Chordata; Mammalia; Primates; Indriidae
Gene: RAC1
Product: ras-related C3 botulinum toxin substrate 1 (rho family, small GTP binding protein Rac1)
Exons: 7
Coding region: 300-935 (211 amino acids)
Biological process (GO): motor neuron axon guidance; small GTPase-mediated signal transduction; establishment or maintenance of cell polarity
Cellular component (GO): cytoskeleton; cell cortex; plasma membrane
Molecular function (GO): GTPase activity; protein kinase binding; GTP binding
Source: RefSeq, a predicted model, not a curated record
CCGCGCGGGCGGAGCGGCCCCGCCCGGAGCCUGGAAGCAGUGGCGCCGGCGCGGGGGAGGGGAGGCCGGAUGUGAGUGGAGCGGCCAUUUCCUGUUUCUCUGCAGUUUUCUUCAGCUUUGGGUGGUGGCCGCUCCCGGGCUUCGGCUUCCAGUCCGCGGAGGGCGAGGCGGCGUGGACAGCGGCCCCGGCAUCCCUCACCCAGCCGCCAGCAGCCGCGCGCCAGCUCGCUGCGCCCCGAGCCCGCCGCUUCCCGCCUCACUGCCUGGCCGCCGCCGCCGCGGCCCAGCGAGCGGCCCAGAUGCAGGCCAUCAAGUGUGUGGUGGUCGGAGACGGAGCUGUAGGUAAAACUUGCCUACUGAUCAGUUAUACAACCAAUGCAUUUCCUGGAGAAUAUAUCCCUACUGUCUUUGACAAUUAUUCUGCCAAUGUUAUGGUAGAUGGAAAACCGGUGAAUCUGGGCUUAUGGGAUACGGCUGGACAAGAAGAUUAUGACAGAUUACGCCCCCUGUCCUAUCCACAAACAGUUGGAGAAACGUAUGGUAAGGAUAUAACCUCCAGGGGGAAAGACAAGCCGAUUGCCGAUGUAUUCUUAAUUUGCUUUUCCCUUGUGAGUCCUGCAUCAUUUGAAAAUGUCCGAGCAAAGUGGUAUCCUGAAGUGCGACACCAUUGUCCCAACACUCCCAUCAUCCUUGUGGGAACCAAACUUGAUCUUAGGGAUGAUAAAGACACGAUUGAGAAACUAAAGGAGAAGAAGCUGACUCCCAUCACCUAUCCGCAGGGUUUAGCCAUGGCUAAAGAGAUCGGUGCUGUAAAAUACCUGGAGUGCUCGGCUCUCACACAGCGAGGCCUCAAGACAGUGUUUGACGAAGCUAUCCGAGCAGUUCUCUGCCCACCACCUGUCAAGAAGAGGAAGAGAAAAUGCCUGCUGUUGUAAAUGUCCGAGCCCCUAGUUCUUGGUCCUAUCCCUUGGAACCUUUGUACGCUUUGCUCAAAAAACAUUGGAGCCUUUGCACUCAAUGCCAAGUUUUUGUUACAGAUUAAUUUUUCCAUAAAACCAUUUUGAACCAAUCAGUAAUUUUAAAGUUUUGUUUGUUCUAAAUGUAAGAGUUCAGAUUCACAUUCUAUUAAAAUUUAGCCCUAAAAUGACAAGCCUUCUUAAAGCCUUAUUUUUCAAAAGCCCCUGUUCUUGUUCAGAUUAAGAGUUGCCAAAAUACCUUCUGAACUAAGUUGCAUUGUUGUGCUAUGAACACUAAGCACUAAACUGUUUAAAGACCUUUGUCUUUAAGAAGACUGUAGCUUCUGAAGUUAGGAGAUGCAGACACUUUCUAAGUAGUUUUCAGAUAUGUAAAGCAUAUCAGCCUCUUUAAUGAAUCGUUGCCAUUUAAUGCAUCAAUAAUUUAUCUGCCCAUGUUCAUUACAUAACAUUGUACUGUAUAUCAUAAUGGAAUGAGUAUAACAACUCAGCUCUUUGGAUCAGUCUUUUGGAUUUCAUAGUGAAUUUUUUAAAAAAAUUAGUUGAUCAGCUUUUGCUGAGAUUUUGAACAGAACUCUUAUUCAUGUGUUUCCUCUAAUGAAGUAUUCUGCUCUUAGUCAUGGGUGCGCUGGGGUGGAAUGUGUGAAACACUUAAUGUGAUCAAAGGAUGAAGACAGUAUUUUGACAAAAUAUGAAGUGGAGAUUAAUUUACACUACAUUGUACAAGGAAUAAUCAAACUGAAUAAAAGUAUCACGGGUACAAAUUUUAAAAGGUUAAUUUCUUUUAAAUGCAGAUGAUGAAGAAAGGUCGGUAUUAUCAGUAAGUGUUUUCUUAAGCUUUUCCUUUCUCUUACACCUGCCAUCUCUCCCAAAAUUGGGCAUUUAAUUCAUCUUUGAACUGGUCAUUCCCUUAGUUGCUAACUUAGUGUUUUUCUAUAGAACCCCUUUUUAAUGAGCAAUAUGCCUCCUUGUAUUAUAAAAUCUUUCUGAUAAUGCAUUAGUUUUUUUGUAGAUUAGUAAAAGUGCUUUCCUGUUUUCAUGUUACUUUAUUCAGAGCUAAUAAGUGCUUUCCUUAGUUUUCUAGUAACUAGGUGUAAAAAUCAUGUGUUGCAGCUUCACAGUUUUAAAAAUAUUUUAGAUAUUCUUAAACUAUGAACCUUCCUAACGUCACUGUCUCGCCAGAUUACCAACACUGUCACUUGACUGAGACUGCCCCUCUUUACCUCACCCACACGGACACAUGCUUCCUGUCAUUGCUUUGCCUAAUAAUGUUCCUUGGGUCUGUGAGGUUCUGUAAACUGUGCUAGUGCUAACAAUGUUCUGUACAACUUAACUCACUGGCAAGAAUACAACGUUGGACCUUUCAACCACUAGAACAAAAUUUUUUAAAUUGACAGUUGCAGAAUUGUGGAGUGUUUUUACAUUGAUCUUUUGCUAAUGCAAUUAGCAGUAUGUUUUGCAUGUAUGACUUAAUAAAUCCUUGAAUCA